Molecule: messenger RNA, 1915 nt
Organism: Hyalella azteca
Lineage: Eukaryota; Metazoa; Arthropoda; Malacostraca; Amphipoda; Hyalellidae
Gene: Gtpx
Product: phospholipid hydroperoxide glutathione peroxidase-like
Exons: 6
Biological process (GO): response to oxidative stress
Molecular function (GO): glutathione peroxidase activity
Source: RefSeq, a predicted model, not a curated record
UUUAGUUUAACCAUGCGUAUCUCUCGUCCCCUGCAUUCAUCUUUUUUCCAUCAGUCUUCUUAAUUUGCAAUCAUCUUUUUUUCCAUUACUUUUCAUAGUUUCUGCGUUUUAGCAACCGAAUCCGGCCAGUUGUCUGUCGUCCGACGAGAUGUUACUAAAGCUAGCUGUUGCAGGUACCACUGAAUUUUGCACUGUGUGAUAGAUCACAAAACCUAGAGGCUAGAAUCUUUACUAAUUAUAUCCUUGCCUCUCAAUAUCAUUACUUUUGAUCUGAAAGUCGCUACUGGGCAUCGGUGCUGCGGGUGCUGUAGCUGCAGCCUGCAGACCCUACGUCAUGGCUUCUUCUCCCAAGACGAUCUACGACUUCACGUGCGACGACAUCGACGGGAACGCCGUGCCGCUGGACAAGUACAGAGGAAAGGUUGUGCUCGUGGUGAACGUAGCCAGUAAGUGAGGUCUGACGGCUGUGAACUACACCCAACUGGUGCAGCUUCACAGCCAAUACUCCCCCGAGCUGAGCAUCCUUGCCUUCCCCUGCAACCAGUUCGGCAACCAGGAGCCGGGCACACCUCAGGAGAUCAAGGAGUUCGUCAAGCAGUACAACGUCCAGUUCGAUGUCUUCGCCAAGGUGAAGGUGAACGGCGACGACGCGGACCCGCUGUGGAAGUUCCUGAAGAAGAAGCAGGGCGGCCUGCUGGGCGACUUCAUCAAGUGGAACUUCACCAAGUUCGUCGUCGACAAGAACGGCGUGCCCGUCUCGCGCCACUCGCCCAAGACAAACCCUAUACCUGACGUGGAGAAGGACAUCAAGAAGUACCUGGCAUAAUGUCGGCAGUGCCUCGCCCCACCUGCUCCACUCCACUCCCCAGCUGUGAUGGACCACUCCACCUCACCCCACUCCCUAAUGUGAUGGACCACUCCACUCGACCCACCUCACCCCACUCCUACUGUGAUGGACCACUCCACCUCACCCCACUCCUACUGUGAUGGACCACUCCACCUCACCCCACUCCUACUGUGAUGGACCACUCCACCUCACCCCACUCCUACUGUGAUGGACCACUCCACCUCACCCCACUCCUACUGUGAUGGACCACGCCACCUCACCCCACUCCUACUGUGAUGGACCACCCCACCUCACCCCACUCCUACUGUGAUGGACCACCCCACCGUGCCAACCCACUGCCCCAGCUGUGGUGACUGCCCCACCUGACUCCUGCCGCCCCGCUGUGAUGGAAGGCAUCACUUGAGCCACUCGCUGCUGUGAUGAACCGCUUUUAGCUUCCGUGCCAUCUUGCUUGCUUAUUAUUAUUUGUAUAGGAUUUAUUCCUCAUUGGGUUAACGAAAAGUUAGGGUUUAUUUAUUUUUUGAUCUCUGGAAACAUAAGCCUUCUUUUUUCAAUAUAACUCAAUUUUCUCUUCUAAUUUAUAAAGAACUACAAGUGAUAUUUAUUAGAUGUAGUCCCUAUUACCCUGCAGCUAAGAGGCGCCACUCGUCGUGUACUAAUUGAAGUUCACAGUUUGUGGCAACUUUACGGACGGUCUUAUUGUGUACAAAUGUUGUGAUUAGGAAUCAAGUAUAAUGCGAUAUCCUAGUUAACUAGAGUGUGCUUAUGUUAUUUCUUAAGGACUUGUAUCAACAAAUGUGCUAAGAUGAGCGCGAACAGAGCGACCAAGUCUCGUCAUGAUGGCAGGGUCCUGAACUCGAACUCUCGAGCGAACUCCGCCUGACCUCCUGGGAGGCUUGCCUGCUCUGCUCCUGCCCCUGAGUUACGUGUGGCAUUACUGUACAAUAUAAUGAGUCAGUUAUUUGAUCUUUCAUUACAUUCAUUAUUGCUGCAAUAUAAUGAGUCAGUCAGCUUAUUUUUUCUUUCAUUGGCUUCAUCAUUAUUGGUACAAUAUAAUGAGUCAGCUUC